CCGCUGGUGCUCGUCUCUGGAGACGCGUCUGUUCUUCCGUAAGACAGAAUGGCGUCUUUCUUUUCUGAUUAUGGCCUUAUGUGGUACUUGGAAGAACUAAACAAGAAGGAAUUUAUGAAGUUUAAGGAGGUCCUCAAGCAGGAGAUCAUACAGUACGGGCUGAAACAGAUUCCUUGGACCGAAGUAAAGAAGGCUUCUCGGGAAAACCUUGCCAACCUCCUGGUGAAAUACUAUGAUGAGAAGAAAGCCUGGGAUGUGACCUUCAGAAUCUUCCAGAACAUCAAUAGGAAUGAUCUCAGUGAGAGGGCAGCAAGAGAGAUUGCUGGACACUCAAAGAUCUAUCAGGCUCAUUUGAAGAAUAAGUUGACCGAGGAUUGGUCCAGAAAGUUCAACAUCCCAACUCAGGAUUUCCUGAAGCAGAAGUUCACUCAGGAUGAAUGUAAUCGUUUUGAGCUCCUUUUUGUUUCCAAGGUAACCGAGAGGAAAACACACACGGUGCUUCUGAAGGGAGUGGCAGGAAUCGGCAAGACACUGAUGUUGGCAAAGUUAAUGCUGGCCUGGUCGGAAGGCCUGGUGUUUCAGAAUAAAUUCUCCUACAUCUUCUACCUCUGCUGUCAAGACGUGAAGCAAUUGAAGACAACGAGCCUGGCCGAACUGAUAUCCAGGGAGUGGCCCAGCCCCUCAGCUCCCAUAGUGGAGAUAUUAUCCCAACCGGAGAAACUCUUGUUCAUCGUUGACAGCCUGGAAGGGCUGAAUUGUGACCUGACCGAACCAGAGUGGGAGCUGUGUGAUAACUGGGUGGAGAAGCGGCCGGUGAAUAUACUGCUGAGCAGUUUGCUCAGGAGGAAGCUGCUCCCAGAAGCCUCGCUCCUCCUCACAGCUACCCCAGAGACUUUUGAUAAACUGGAGGACAGGAUCGACUACACAGAAAUGAAAAUCAUGAUGGGCUUCGAUGAGAGCAGUAGGAAGAUGUAUAUCCGAGGCGUGUUCCAAGACAAGACCAGAGCCCAAGAGGUCCUAAGGCUGGUGAGAGCAAACGAACAGGUGUUCAGUAUGUGCCAGGUCCCUUUGCUCUGCUGGGUGGUGGCUACUUGUCUAAAAAAUGAGGUAGAGAAGGGAGGAGACCUGGUCUCUGUCUGCCGACGAACCACCUCCGUGUAUACCGCUUACAUCUUGAAUCUGUUUACUCCCCAACGUGCCCAGUAUCCAAGCCAGAAGAGCCGGGAUCUGCUGCAGAGCCUCUGUUACCUGGCCGCCGAGGGCAUGUGGACUGACAAGUUCGCGUUCAGCGAGGAAGACCUCAGGAAAGGGGGGAUCCUCAGCGACGACAUCUCGACCCUGCUGGACAUCAGGCUGCUUCUGAAGAGCAGGGAAUCCAAGCUUUUUUACACAUUCUUCCACCCGUCUAUCCAGGAGUUCUGUGCCGCCAUCUUUUAUCUGGUGAAGAGCCAUGGGGACCACCCAAGCAAGGAUGUCCGAAGUGUCAAGGCACUCCUGUUUACGUUCCUAAGGAAAGUGAAAGUACAGUGGAUUUUUUUGGGCUGCUUCAUCUUUGGCCUUUUGCACAAAUCGGAACAAGAAAAGCUAGAGGUGUUUUUUGGCCACCAGCUGUCCCAGGAGGUAAAGCAGAUGUUGUAUCAGUGCCUGGAAACGAUAAGCGUCAACGAAGACCUUCAAGAGGAAGUGGACGGCAUGAAGCUGUUCUACUGUCUGUAUGAGAUGGAGGACGACGUCUUCACCAUGCAGGUCAUGAGCCUCAUGCAGCAUAUCAAGUUCGUGGCUAAGGAUUACUCCGAUCUGAUUGUCGCCGCUUACUGCUUAAAGUACUGUUCUACGCUGAGGAAACUCUCCUUUUCAACCCAAGAUAUCCUGCAGCAUGAACAGGAAUGUAGCUAUAUGGAAAAGCUACUCGUCUGUUGGCAAGAGGUGUGCUCCGUGCUCGUAAGGAGUAACCACAUCAAUGAACUCCAGGUGAAAGACACCAACCUCGACGAGUCAGCCUUUUUGGUUUUGUAUAAUCAUCUGAAGCAGCCGAGCUGUGCCCCUCAAGUUCUUGAGGUGAAUAACGUGUCCUUCCUGUGUGACAACCACCUCUUCUUCGACCUGCUGACCCACAACCAUAACUUGCAGCAUCUGAACCUCAGCCUCACGUUCCUUUCCCACAGCGACGUGAAACUGCUGUGCGACAUCUUGAGCCAGACAGAGUGCAACAUAGAAAAGCUGCUGGUGGCAGCCUGUGAGCUUUCGCCCGAUGACUGCAGGAUCUUUGCCUCCAUCCUGAUCAGCAGCAAGACACUGAGGCAUCUUAACAUCGCAUCCAACAACCUGGACAAAGGGAUAUACUCGGUGUGCAAGGCUCUGUGCCACCCGGACUGUGUUCUGAAGGACUUAGUGUUGGCCAACUGCUCCCUCAGUGAGCAGUGUUGGGAUUACCUUUCUGACGUUCUUAGGCGGAACAAAACCCUGAGUCACCUAGACAUCGGCACCAACGACCUGAAGGACGAAGGACUGAAGAUUCUCUGUGAGGCUCUGAGUCUCCCGGACAGUGUCCUGAAGUCGCUCUGUUUGAGGUGUUGUCUCAUCACCUCUAGCGGCUGCCAGCACCUGGCUGACGUCCUCAGCAGCAACCAGAACCUGAGAUGUCUGCAGCUUUCCCACAACAAGAUCGAAGACACUGGGGUGAAGAUUCUGUGCGAUGCUAUCAAACAGCCCAACUGUCGCUUAGAGAAUCUCGGGUUGGAAGCCUGUGAGCUAACCAGUGCCUGUUGUGAAGACCUCGCUUCUACUUUUACCCAGAAUAAGGCCCUGUGGGGGGUCAACCUGCUGCAGAAUGCCUUGGACCGCAGUGGCUUGACUCUGCUGUGCGAGGCUCUGAAAGAGCACAACUGUACCCUGCAUGUGCUCGGGCUGCGAAUCACUGACUAUGAUAAGGAAACCCAGGAGUUUCUGAUUGCCGAGGAGGAGAAAAAUCCCUACUUGACCAUCCUAAGCAGUAUAUAAGCUGGAGCAGAAAACAAGAGUGGACGUUCCAGUGCAAGAAAUAGGAGUGUAGUCUGACCCCAACAACCUCCAGGAGUAGGGUCCUUCUUUUGGCCCACUUGUAUGCAAAAAUGAACAGAUCACUAACAUUCCAAUGAGAUAGGAUUUCUUUGCCUCCCCCGCCCCCCCAUCCAGACGUUUCGUAAGAUAAAUGUGGCUUUUUGUUUGCGGGACAAUCAAAGACCUACAUGCUAAAAAUUACUACCGUAUAAUGACAUUUUCCCCACAUUGAUAACGUUAAGCACCCCAUAUAAAGUGUUUUACCUUUAAAUGCUUUGGCGGUCUCUUAAAAUGAGAUUUGCAUGUUGGUGGAUUACUAGAGCCGUGAUGGUUAUAUAGGCAAUAAUGGUACCCCAGAGAGUUGUUGGAGAAAUUUUAAUUGGCUGUGCAUUGGAAACCUUUAGGAGAGGGCCUAGACCAGGCACUGUACUCAGAUAGUGGAAACUGCUGUUUUGUGUUUUAUAUUACAUUAAAUAAUAAUGUAGGCAUUUUGUAAAUCUACUGACUUCUAGUCUCAAAUGUUAAUACAU
Messenger RNA from Peromyscus leucopus (white-footed mouse), 3569 nucleotides. RefSeq names its product NLR family pyrin domain containing 4 (gene Nlrp4). Gene Ontology annotation, biological process: regulation of inflammatory response. Gene Ontology annotation, cellular component: cytoplasm. Gene Ontology annotation, molecular function: protein binding. The record is from RefSeq and is a predicted model, not a curated record. Lineage: Eukaryota; Metazoa; Chordata; Mammalia; Rodentia; Cricetidae.